AUGGGAUACCAACUGGAUUUUUGCUGUUGCGGGUGGUGGGAGCAAAAACCUAAGAUUCUGAGCUUAAGGCGUGUAAUAUUUUAUUCAGAUAUGGUUUGUUUAUCCCUCUACCUGCCUCGUUACCUUCGCGUCAAACUUUUUUAUGUUGAUGCCAUAAAGGAUACUUUAGAUAACGACGAGCAGAAGGUUGGAGCAGAUAUUGUUAAGAGAGCAUUGAGUUAUCCAAUGAAGUUAAUUGCUAAGAAUGCAGGGGUGAAUGGAAGUGUUGUUAUAGAGAAGGUGUUGGCAAAUGAUAAUUCCAAGUUUGGUUACAAUGCUGCAACUGGAAAAUACGAGGAUCUAAUGGCUGCCGGCAUAAUUGAUCCCACAAAGGUUGUAAGAUGUUGCCUGGAGCAUGCAGCAUCCGUGGCAAGGACAUUCCUCACAUCUGAUGCUGUAGUAGUCGACAUCAAGGAACCUGAACCCAUACCUGCUGGAAAUCCCAUGGGCAAUUCAGGUUAUGGUUACUAGUUGCUGCAGCAUCUGUGGGAAUUGAAACAGUUGGAUGAUAAAAUCCCACAAUGUCUUUUUCACCGGCUUGAUUUAAUUUAUGUUUCGAGGGGUCAUAAAAAAUGUUGGCAGUUUUCAGUAUUGGGAAUGCUUAGUUGAUUUUGAAUAGAAUCCUGAGAUGUCGUAGCCUUCGUAUUUUUCUUGCAGUAGUUGUCGUCACUGGCAAAAUCUAGCUAGUGGUACGAUAAGAGCAAAGGUGCGGGGCGAAUAAUUUUAUUGUCUCUGUAUUUCUGUAUCUGUAAGUUGCACUGGAAAAUGAUUGUUGUCAAUAAAUGGGAAUAAUUUGCUUGAGAAGAGAGUA
Molecule: messenger RNA, 850 nt
Organism: Olea europaea var. sylvestris
Lineage: Eukaryota; Viridiplantae; Streptophyta; Magnoliopsida; Lamiales; Oleaceae
Product: chaperonin 60 subunit beta 2, chloroplastic-like
Exons: 5
Coding region: 1-510 (169 amino acids)
Biological process (GO): protein refolding
Molecular function (GO): ATP binding; ATP-dependent protein folding chaperone
Source: RefSeq, a predicted model, not a curated record